Messenger RNA from Frieseomelitta varia, 6228 nucleotides. RefSeq names its product furin-like protease 2 (gene Fur2). The record is from RefSeq and is a predicted model, not a curated record. NCBI's taxonomy places the organism in Eukaryota, Metazoa, Arthropoda, Insecta, Hymenoptera, Apidae. The transcript is spliced from 15 exons. Gene Ontology annotation, biological process: protein processing. Gene Ontology annotation, molecular function: serine-type endopeptidase activity. Gene Ontology annotation, cellular component: trans-Golgi network; Golgi membrane. The coding region runs from base 1 to 3927 and encodes 1308 amino acids.
AUGUCAGGUGUAAUUACGCGAAACUUGUUAAUCCUAGGCGACGACGCGGCGAGACUAACAGAGGCUGGUUCCGUUUGUUCGCAGAUUGGAGCACUGAAGGAAUACUUCCUGUUCGCUGACAAACGACUUCACAAGAGAUCCCUCUCCAGCAGCGAGUCGCAUCACAAGACGCUGAGGGACGAGCCGAGGGUACGGUGGUUCCAGCAACAGCAUGAGAAGAAACGGAAGAAGAGGGACUUCGUGCCGACGUCGUUCGCGUUCGCCGAUUAUCCGGCGUUCUUCGACGAGUUCGGGCCGCGUUCUAGGCAGGCCACGUACCACCGACAAAGAAACAGAGGUGUGCCUCUUCAAAACCUGUUCACGGAUCCGCUCUUUAAGGAACAGUGGUACCUGAACGGCGGAGCCAAGGACGGUUAUGACAUGAAUCUUGGCCCAGCGUGGCAGAAGGGUUACACUGGCAAGGAUGUCGUCGUGUCGAUCCUCGACGACGGCAUACAGACAAAUCAUCCGGAUCUGGCUUUGAAUUAUGAUCACCAAGCCAGUACGGACAUAAAUGACAAUGACAAUGACCCGAUGCCAAGAGACAACGGUGACAACAAGCACGGGACACGUUGCGCCGGCGAAGUUGCCGCGGUUGCCUUCAACCAAUAUUGCGGCGUCGGCGUUGCUUACAAUGCAAGCAUCGGAGGCGUGCGAAUGCUCGAUGGCCCGGUAAACGAUGCCGUCGAAGCCAGAGCGCUGGGAUUGAAUCCUGAUCACAUCGAUAUAUACAGCGCGUCUUGGGGCCCGGAAGACGACGGGAAAACCGUCGAUGGCCCAGGCCCUCUAGCCAGGAGGGCGUUUAUCUACGGUGUCACCAGCGGUCGCAAAGGCAAGGGCUCCAUAUUCGUGUGGGCGUCCGGCAACGGUGGCCGCCACACGGACUCGUGCAACUGCGACGGCUACACCAACAGCAUCUUCACGUUGUCCAUCUCGAGUGCGACGCAGGGCGGCUAUAAACCCUGGUACCUCGAAGAAUGCAGCUCGACCCUCGCCUCGACCUACUCGUCCGGCACGCCCGGCAACGACAAGAGCGUCGCCACCGUGGACAUGGACGCGAAACUGAGACCGGAUCACAUUUGCACGGUGGAGCACACGGGCACUUCCGCCUCGGCGCCGUUGGCCGCCGGAAUCGCCGCGCUGGCACUCGAGGCGAACCCGAGCCUCACCUGGAGGGACAUGCAGUACCUGGUGGUGCUCACGUCGAGGUCGGCCCCGCUCGAGAAGGAACCCGGCUGGAUCCUCAACGGGGUGAAGAGAAAGGUCUCCCACAAAUUCGGUUACGGCCUCAUGGACGCCGGUGCGAUGGUGAACCUGGCCGAGCAGUGGACCAACGUGCCGCCUCAACAUAUCUGCAAGUCCGAUGAGAUCAAUGAGGAGAGGCGUAUCGAUCCGACCUACGGGUACACGCUCAGCGUGUCCAUGGAUGUGACUGGCUGCGCUGGCUCCUUGAACGAGGUCCGGUUCUUGGAACACGUGCAGUGCAAGGUAUCCCUGAGGUUUUUCCCGCGUGGAAAUCUGAGAUUGUUGCUGACUUCUCCGAUGGGCACCACGUCGACGUUGCUGUUUGAGAGACCGCGGGAUGUUCUUAGCUCGAGCUUCGACGACUGGCCUUUCCUCAGCGUGCAUUUCUGGAGCGAGAAGGCGGACGGUCGAUGGACACUGCAGAUCAUUAACGCAGGAAAUCGGCACGUGAAUUCUCCAGGAAUCCUGAAGAAGUGGCAGCUGAUCUUCUACGGCACCGCGACCAACCCGAUCAGGAUACGAACGCGGCAAUUUAACCCGGUACAAGCGCAUUCUUCGUACGCCUCCGUGCAUUAUCCAUUCCAUGUAGACGAUGAUCCGCUAGCACUGGGCCAUCGCGGCGACGUCGACUUCUUUCCUUCGUCUAUCUUUCAGGGCUACCAGGGCUACCCGUACGUCGGCGCUGCGUCAAACGUGCAGGCAUCGGUGGCCACUUUGGACGGUUCUUCCGCGCCGAUCUUGACCAAUCGACUGCCCGGAGACACGUCCUCCUCCUACGAUUCGCCGUCGUCCUCCUCUCAAGUCGGAGACGACUCGCUGGACACUACUAGAAAGAUACUUCACGACUGUGAUCCUCAAUGCGAUCCUCAGGGAUGUUAUGGGAAAGGGCCGACGCAGUGCAUCGCUUGCAAGAAUUAUCGAUUGGACAACACCUGUGUCAGUCGGUGUCCACCGAGGAGCUUUCCGAAUCAAGGUGGCGUCUGUUGGCCUUGCCAUGAAUCCUGCGAGAUCUGUGCCGGAGCUGGCCAGGAUUCCUGUCUCUCCUGCGCACCUGCUCACCUACGAGUUACUGACUUAGCCGUGUGUCUUCAGCAAUGCCCCGAAGGAUACUACGAGAAUACGGAGAACAGUACGUGCGUGCCGUGCGAGGCGAAUUGUGCCAGUUGCCAAGACAGGCCGGACAAAUGCACCAGCUGCGAGCAUCACCUGGUUAUGUACGAAAACAAGUGUUACGCAGCGUGUCCCCUGUACACGUACGAGACGCAAGAUUACAACUGCGCGCCGUGUCAUUCCACCUGCGAGACCUGCAACGGCACCGCGGAGAACCAAUGCAUCUCCUGUCGACCCGGAUUGUUUUCUCUGAACGGAACUUGUCGAGCGUCCUGCCCACUCGGUUACGGGGCCGACAAGAAGCGUCGAGAGUGCGUCCGAUGCCCGCCCGGAUGUGCCACCUGCGCCAUGUCGACGUGCACAAGUUGCGAGGAGGGCUGGAGCUUGAACGAGGAAAGCCUCUGCGCUCCUGAGCAUCGUGAUCGUUGCGACACCUCCGAAUAUUACGAGAACGGCCACUGCAAGCAGUGCCACACCUCGUGCAAAACCUGCGCUGGAUCCGGAGAGGAUCACUGCAUUUCCUGUCAGACGUCGCUGCUCUUGCAAGGGAAACGAUGCGUGUAUCAGUGCGACGACGGUUAUUAUUCGAUGGCGCAGCCCUCUAGGCCCGUCUGCGUACCUUGUUUGCACACUUGUAAAACGUGCGUGUCUCGACUGAACUGCACCGCCUGUCAAGAUGGACUGCAACUGCAGAGCGGCGAGUGUAGAUCCUCGUGCGCUCAGGGAUAUUACAGCGAUCGAGGCCAGUGCGCGAAAUGCUACCUCUCGUGCAAAACGUGUUCCGGACCGAGAAGAGAUCAAUGCGUGACUUGUCCACGUGGUUGGCAACUAGCUGCGGGCGAGUGUCAUCCGGAGUGUCCCGAAGGAUUCUUCAAAUCCAACUUCGGCUGCCAGAAGUGUCACCAUUACUGUCGCACGUGCAAAGGAGAAGGACCGAUGGAAUGUACUUCUUGCCCACCCCACUCGAUGCUGGAGGGCGGCCUCUGCAUGGAGUGUCUUGGGGCGCAAUACUACGAUCCUCUGACGCAGCUCUGUAAAAAUUGCCACUCCGAUUGUAGAAGGUGCACUGGCCCAGGGAAAUUUAGUUGCGCGGCUUGUUCGCCACCGUUGCAUCUCGACAAAUUGAACAACCAAUGUGUACCUUGUUGUACGGGUAACGAGAAAGGAGCAUUGGCUGAAGAGUGCUGCCUCUGUGAUCCAGAAACUGGUGGCUGCAGGAACAGCUCGCCAGCUGGCAAAAGAAGAGUGCCAGGAACAGAGUUCGUCCCGGCUGACACAGCCAUUUCUGAAGUAUAUGCAAACUACGAGGGGACAACCGAUAAAAACGAUUCAGCUUCGUUGGCGAUAACAGCGACCACAACCAUAGCUGUCGCCAUUUGUCUCAUAUCUGUUGCUCUGUUCGCUACUAUAUUCAUCGCUCUUCAGGCAAUGUCGGGCAGGAGAGAAACGAACAAGGGUUACACGCAGUUAGCCGUGAGGGUGGAACCUCCGGACGACGCAUACGCGGACGACACGACGGAUUUGAUGACCUAGACCCUUCGCCAAUCUAACUGAACCAUCGGACCUAUCAUCGACCCAUUGGACGAAGGUCACCCAAAUCUCAAGACCACCGAAUGAAACAGCCACCCACUCGCGUGUCGGUUUUAUUGCAAAAUCUGUGACGAUCGAGAUGCUCGAUCAAAGAUCGUUCAGAGUGGUCCGGGGUGAAAAAAAAAAAAAAAAAAAACAGAACAAAAACAUUAUUUAAAAAGAAGAAAAACAAAAAAAAAAGAACAAAAUAAACGUUAUAUGUAUCGAAAGAAGAGGAGGAGAAGAAACGAGUGACGAAGAGGGAGAAAAGAAUGUAAAAAUUCGGAUGGACAAAAUGGCGGGAGAAUGACGAAAACGUGAUAGUAAAGACGACGCGUUUCUUUUUUUUUUUCCUUUUUUUUUUUUCUUUUCUGGCGCAUUGUACGAAGAAAGUGUGACAGUUUGUUCUCGCUAUAAUACGAUGAAAUCGGCACAGUGCGGUUGCGUGAAUGGCGAUGAACGAGGUGUUUUGGUGUACAUCUGUUUUUUCGAACGGUCAGGCGCGUCGCUGAUUCUGCCGACGUGCAUAAUCACGCGCCCACGAGUGUGUUAGAACGGCGAAUUAACUUUUUUGAAAAGCCGCGAGUACUCAGAUGGUUUCAUAGACGAGCGACACGAAAAGGGCGACGGACAUUAUGAAGUGCCUGAUUUACAACGCCCUUGACACAGCACCCGUUUCGUCUGCCCUUUUUUAGUGCCUCCUAUCCUGACCGCCGUCGUUGCACCCUUUACGGAAACAGGUUUGUGAAUCGAAAUCGAACAAGUAUCAUACUUAAACGAGCUAUCGAAGAUCAAUACGGUGCGUACACUGUGUGACUGACUUGUAUUUAACCCUACUGUUCUCUUCAUCUUCAUCAGAUGUUUUUUUCUUUCUUUUUGACAAUAUUUCAUUUAUGAAGAAAAUAUAGAAAAUAUAGAAAACGAUAGUAAACUUACGUUGGAUAUUAAUAUAGACCUGGAGAGAGCAGCAGAGUUAAUUACUGAUACUUUUACGAGUCUCACUGAUAUGACUUUCUUUGUUUUUAUUCCUUUCUUUUUAAUAUAUUUGACGAUUCCUCACGCGCGUUACAUGACGAAGAGCACUGCGUAUUGAUUUCAAUUACGGACCAGUUUAAUGUAAUUCGGAGAAUCUUUGUUAACCGGGCUCGCUUGGAUUCAUAAUCUCCAAGAGAGUGAUUUCUUUAUUUGUAAAUACAUAUAUUUUGAUAUCUUGUUUCAUUUCUACAAAAUAAAUUUCAACUCGCGAAAAUUGGGUGAAAGUUCAUUACCUACGAGAAUUUUCGAGUUUCUCUAGACGACAAAAGUUGAUAAAUUUAAACAAGUGAAAUUAAAUAGCAAACGAAGAGUAGGAAAAUUAUCGUUUGCAGUGAUUGUAUCAGUAAUGAUAAAGAUGAAAUUUCAAUUAACAAUGUAUGACCCGGUUAACAGAUUGUUAGAAAUAUUUCUUCGGAUAAUGAGAGUGUGAAAGUUGAAGGAUAGGGUAGGUUGACCAAAAGAGGAAGGCGAAAAAAGCCUUCAUAGGAGAAAAGGAGUAAAGGGAUUUGUUUCUGUGAAGAGAAAAAAAAAAAAAGUAAAGGGUUCGCAUGGCUUCGUUCUUGUGCAACGAACAUACCCAACAUCAUAUGUGCGUCAGAAGCAUACGAGCUCAGGUUUCUUCGUGAUCCAGUCAUUCCGUCGUGAACGAAACAGCCGACUUGCGUUUCUUUUGUAACUGUUGUUAUUAUUGCAUUGUCUAUGUAUUUUUUCUUUGUUUAUAUAGUAUUCUGCUAUACAUUUUCCGCGUUGGUCCAACGCCGUUCGUUUUAUUCGUUAUCACAAUGAGAAAAAUAAAAAAAAAGAAGAAGAAGAAGAAAAGAGAGUGAGAAGAAAGGGAGAGUGACAAAAGAAAGAGACCAUACACGUUGAUCGUACCACACACACACACACACAUAUAAACACACACACGAGAAGCUUUCUUUUUUUAAUAAAAAAAAAAAAAGAGAAUACGAGAGUGUGAGAGCGAGAGAGAGAGGGAGAGAAAGAGCGCGAGAGAAAGAGAGAGAGGGAGAGAGAAAAUAUGCAAAAAAGAACACACGAAAAUGAGUCCUCGGUAAAUCGGUACCUUUAAGAGCUAAUUGUCCGCGCCUACCGUGUGAAUAUUGAAUUUCUCUUCGUGAUUUGAUAUAAAGCUAUUAUUGUACUUUUAUGAUGAACGCGAUUAUAAAUAUAUACAUAUACAUAUACAUACAUAUAUAUAUAUAUAUAUAUAUAUAUAUAUAUAUACAU